GCUUGUUUUUCUGAAUUAAGAAAUUGUUCAAAAUUUCUAAAAAACAAAUAUGACUGAGAAAAAGGCUGUUGUGAAAAAUGUAGACAUGGUCGAAGACAUGAAACAGGAUGCGCUCGACUGCGCCAUGCAAGCCCUUGGCAAGUUUAACGUGGAAAAAGAUAUUGCCUCCUUUAUCAAAAAAGAGUUCGAUAAAAAAUACUUUCCAACCUGGCAUUGUGUUGUAGGGCGUAACUAUGGCAGUUACGUAACGCAUGAAACUGGACAUUUCAUUUACUUCUACAUUGGGCAGGUGGCUAUUCUGCUGUUUAAAUCUGGAUAAAACACAAACGGUAGCCCUUGGUAGAACACAAACAGUAGACUUGUUGCAUGGUAUCUAAUACACACAAGUAUUGUUAGUAUUUUUAUUGCUUAUUCAUUGUUUAAGUCAUUUUGGUACUUUUAAAGUACAAAUAUCGCUACAGCUCGACAGUGAGUAUGAGGUUAAACAUUUUUGUACCUUCUGAAAUAAAUUUACACAAGUUUUACCCAUUUUAAAUUUGCAUGUGUGUUUUUAGCUUGCAAUGCACAGUUAUGUAUAAUGAAUUUCUAAAUCAAGUUUUAUAAUAAGAUUUAUGCAGUGUUCCAUUUAAAACUUAUUUAUAUUAUUUAAACAUUUUUUCAUUCAUUUUAGUCGGUUAUUGGACCCUAGGGUAAAAAUAAUUAGCCAACUUUGGCAUAAAACUUGGACCUCACCCACAUAGAAUCAGUAUUUUAUGCACAUACUAAUGAAUAAAUCUUGCCAUUUAGUUAAAACUUGCCACUAGUCUAGUAAAGUUUCAUUUUAGCCGAGAUGUGUCUUACUUUUUAAUGCAAUGAGAGUUUUAUUUUACCGCAAUUGUACUUAAAUAGGUGUAUUAUAUAGCCCAGGCUUUUUACUUUUAAUGAUACGAAUUUAUACAAUAAUACAAAUUUAUUGCUUAUUCAUACAUUACAGUUGCAUAUGCUUAAUAAAUGGUAUAUAAUAUAUAUAUAUAUAUAUAUAUACUUAUGGGCAUUUUUAAGUAUUUUUGCAUGCAAUAUCUGUUAUACUUUUGCUAAGCUGUACCAGUCCGAAAAAAAUCUUACUUUAUAGCAUAUAAAAUUUACAUACAUAUUGCUUAAUAAUAUAACGGUAUAUUAUUAUUUAUCAGGGGUAGGACAGUUAUUUUCUUAAACACGAAACAUGAAAACUUUAGUUUUGGGAUUUCUGCUUAUGGCAGUGUGCUCUGCCUUAAGUCCUGAAGAAAUUCAGCGUUUGGAGAAAAUGCCAGGACAUAUGAAGCCGUUUGGAUCAGCUGGGCCUUAUUUUGAUAUCCCCGUCGUAAAUGAAUACCCGUCUACCAGAGAUUUCUUUAAUAAAUAUGUAAUAGGUUCAACACCUCUUGUAAUUAAAGGGGCAGUUAAAGAGACUAUUGCGUACAGGAACUGGACAGACGAAUAUUUUAUUCAGCAUCCAAAAUCAAAAGAACUUGUUUUUGCCGAAGCUAGAAAGAAAGAGGUUCGAACAGAAGGUGGAUUUACCAUUUCAUUCCGAAAGUAUGUAAAGCACUACACCAAGAAAGCCAUGUACAUGGUCAAUGGAGUGCCCAAGUUUUUGAAACCAGAUGUACCGCUGCCCAACCCUCUAAAAUGCAAGGAAGUUAUGGCCAAACUAGCAGACACUGUAAUGUGGUACAGCGAUGGUGGUACAAGGUCUGUACUUCAUAACGACGACGUUGAUAACAUCAACUGUUUGUAUAGAGGAAACAAAACAUUGGUUUUCGUCAACAGAUUUGAUACAGAUAAUGAAUGGGUGAACAAAGUAAUAGACCAUCCAGAAGGCUCCUACUCUGGUAUAGACGUCGACGCAGUUGACUUUGUUAAAUACCCAUGGCUUGCCGAUACUAGAUACGGUAUUGCUAAGAUGGAAGCUGGAGACUGCUUGUUCAUACCUUACAAAUGGCACCACCAAGUCAACUCUUUUGGCAACAAUCUAGCAAUUAACAUAUGGUUUAAUCAUCUACCAGCCAGCUAUGUAGACCUUAACAGUGAGAGGUGUGGCGAUGUGAAAGACGUGAUGUUGGACCAAUGUGAAUUUGAGACCAAAGAUGCAUUUUCAGGCACUGUACCCAAACAAGUCAUUAUGUUUGAUAAGAAUUAUGUUCCUGGUUCUGAACUGCCGCAAGCUGAGGUCAAGGAGCCACAGGGUGGGGGCCAAGAGCCACCAGCAGAUGAAGAAGAGGGUGAAGAGCAAAGUGAGGGGCAACAACCUUUACUGUUUUUAGUCCAGGAAAAUUUGUCAGUCACACCCAGAAUUGAUAUCGAAGAUUUAAGAGCUGGUAUGAAGUCGGUAAUUCCACCAUCACUUCAGGCAUGGGAUGACACCUGUCAAUCAACUUUGUCCGAGAUUUUCAAGAAAAUAGACACUAAUGAUGACCAGUUUAUCACUGUUGAAGAUUAUGCUGAUCAAUCUACGCUUGAGGAAAAAGGUGAAGAAAUUGAAACUUUAUAUACUCAGCUGCUUUUUGAUGCAAAAGAAGCUCAAGAUACAGCUAACAAAGAACUAAUCAAGGGUUUAGUCCAGAGGGGUGAAAUCUCUCAGGAGCGAGCCAAAGUUUUCUACAAGUUUUAUAAUGAUAAUGCUGAAACAAAAACAGGUGCCAAAGAGGAAUUGUAAAGUUCUAAUGUACAAAAUGUGCCAAGAACAAAAUUGUAUAACAUGAUUUUUUUAUAAAAAAAGACCAAAUCAGAUAAUUUAUUUUUAAACUCAAUUAAUAUCGUCUCUUUAAGCAAGUAGUGCCACUGUUGCAAUGUGUGAGCAUUAUUUUGUACACGUUGUAUUAUACUUGAUCACUUAUUUGAACUAUCACAUGAAAAAUGUCUUAUAUUCAAAUCAAGUCAUGAAUUUCUACAAAUUUUACGCGUCAGAUGCAAUUUUUUGACAACUGCUUUUUGCUUUUAUGUUUUUGUUGUGUAAUAUGUGCCAGAUGAGAUUAAGUUUGCAAAGAGAUUAUGUUAGUUCCUCUGUCUUCAAUAAAAGCUAUUUCAAUGUGA
Molecule: messenger RNA, 3051 nt
Organism: Ciona intestinalis (vase tunicate)
Lineage: Eukaryota; Metazoa; Chordata; Ascidiacea; Phlebobranchia; Cionidae
Source: RefSeq, a predicted model, not a curated record